Messenger RNA from Balaenoptera acutorostrata (minke whale), 1239 nucleotides. RefSeq names its product chromosome 3 C14orf132 homolog (gene C3H14orf132). Lineage: Eukaryota; Metazoa; Chordata; Mammalia; Artiodactyla; Balaenopteridae. The record is from RefSeq and is a predicted model, not a curated record. The coding region runs from base 194 to 445 and encodes 83 amino acids. The transcript is spliced from 2 exons.
UGCGCGCAGAGGGAGCUGAGCGCGCCGCGCGGGCUCGGGACCUGCCGCCCCCACCCGGUUGCCGAGGUCGGCGUCGCCGCCGCGGGGUUUCGGGGAGGCCUACUCGCUGCGUGGCCUUCUCCCGGGCAGCUGUGCGGGCGGCUGGACCAGCAGCGGCAGGGAGGACUCGAGCGCCGGCGGCAGCAGCGACACCAUGGAUCUGUCCUUUAUGGCCGCACAGCUGCCCAUGAUGGGAGGCGCCUUCAUGGACUCGCCCAACGAGGACUUCAGCACCGAGUACUCCCUCUUUAACUCCUCCACCAACGUGCACGCGGCCUCCAACGGCCAAGGUCAGCCAGAGGAGCCGCCAAGGUCCUCCAACGACGCCGUCCUGCUCUGGAUCGCCAUCAUAGCGACGCUGGGGAACAUUGUCGUGGUGGGGGUGGUGUAUGCCUUCACCUUCUGAGCCGCGGGAGCUCCGGGACGCCCCGCCCCCCGCCCCCGCGCUGGGCUCACAGCGGGGCACUGGCGCUGCUGGCCUUUGGCUGCACCCGCGUUCUAGAACCAGGAGUUCCGACCAGGUGCGCGGUCUCUCCAAGGGGAGCCACCAUGCGUCUGGGAUUUCCCCAAGCGGCCCUGAUCUCAGAUACUCCAGGCUGUGGUCCAGCUGAUCCAGAAAAUAUGGGAGCCUGGGCUUCCAGCUUCCGGAGGCACGCCGGGGCAGAGCCUUCGAGGAGUAGACUGGGGAGGUCUUGAAACUGCAUUCCACGAACAUGAGACCAGAGGGAAGCCAGUCAGUUUAAAAUACAGACAUGGUUGAAUGAUCCCUUGCUGGCACUAAAUAAUCACUUCUGUGUCUUGUUUUUCUGCCAGCUUACCUGAGGGCAAGGGCAGCCCUCGGAAGUUGAGUGUUCCCACCCCAAUCUGGUUUCCCAGUCAGCCCCUCGGAAUAUUGGUGGUGGUCACUUGAAGGGUCAUAGAACGUUCCUCAUUUGACUUGGAAAUGGCAUCUUUGUUACCAGACACCUGGCCCCUUAUGAAACCCAAGGAUGGGGGAUUCCUGGUGACGUGGAUUUCAGGGGUGGUAGUGGUGAUGGUUUUUAUCUGCUGGAUGGACUUUCUCUUCUUUGCGAAAAGAGGAGAAGGUGCCUUUAAAAAUUAGAUCUGCCCGGCAGUUAACUCUUUAGAUCACCCACUGAAGAUGCUCUUUCCUCCCUGAGAAAUCACGGAAUUUUAGGGAUGUGGUGUGUGUACCUCAUC